AUGCUACCACGCUUUGCGCCAUACAAGUACUUUUUCUUCGCCCUAGUCAUUCUGGCGGUCUCACUCAUACCAUUUUCUUCUUUGCUUUCCCGCAGUGGCCUUCGACUAGCUCAAUUGAAGCAGCAUUUGUACCCCUCCCCCGCAGUUGCUCUACCAAAGACUUCAAGCUCCAUCCAUACUUUCAACAAAUCCAUUGCGACCAUGGCAUACGAAAAGGAGCUCGAAACAGCUCUUCUAGCCGUUCAGCGCGCCGCACUUCUUACCAAAUCCGUCUUCUCGUCCCACUCGAAGGGCACCCUCACCAAGUCGGAUGCUUCUCCCGUCACAAUUGGCGAUUUCGGCGCCCAAGCCCUUAUCAUCGCAUCGAUAAAACACGUGUUUCCCGAAGACGAGGUUGUUGGUGAGGAGGACGCAGACGAUCUCCGCGCGAACGACUCUCUGCGCGACCUAGUUUGGGACCUGGUCACGGCAGCCAAGCUGGAAGACAGUGCGGCAGAGGACAAAAUUGGGGGACCAAUCAAGAGCAAGGAUGCAAUGCUAGAGGCCUUGGAUAGCGGCAGGAGCGCUGGAGGGAGGAAGGGCAGGAUCUGGGCGCUAGAUCCUAUCGACGGGACGAAGGGUUUCUUGCGUGGUGGACAAUACGCUGUGUGCCUUGCUCUUAUGGUAGACGGUGUACCAACCGUUGGUGUGCUUGGAUGCCCCAAUCUCCCCGUUGACGACAAAGCAGCCCUCGAUUCUUCGAUAGGUACCGACGCAGAUUCUGGAGAGGGCAAGGGCGUUCUGUUCAGCGCUGUGAAGGGCGGGGGAGCAUCGAGCCGGCCACUAGGUAAGGCGGGACUACAAGAGGCGAAGAAGAUUUCGAUGAAGCCUAUCACCGAUAUCAGCGAAGCCACUUUCUGUGAAAGUGUAGAGGCCGGUCAUUCGAGCCACGGCGACCAGGCAAGCAUCGCAUCCAAGCUCGGCAUCACCAAGGCCAGCGUUCGGAUGGACUCGCAAGCCAAGUACGCUUCCAUUGCGAGAGGAGCAGGUGACUUAUACCUCCGACUACCGGUCAGCAAGUCGUACGAGGAGAAAAUCUGGGACCACGCCGCUGGUGUUGUCAUCGUACAAGAGGCCGGAGGCGAAGUCACUGAUGCACAUGGCAAGCCGUUGGACUUUGGCAUCGGCAGGACACUGAAGGAGAACAAGGGUGUCGUAGCCGCACCUAAAGCGGUCUUCCCCAAGGUCAUCGAGGUAGUGAAGGAAGUUCUCAGCGCAAAGCAAUAG
This is a messenger RNA of Didymosphaeria variabile, 1266 nucleotides long. RefSeq names its product 3'(2'),5'-bisphosphate nucleotidase (gene MET22). The transcript has a single exon. Lineage: Eukaryota; Fungi; Ascomycota; Dothideomycetes; Pleosporales; Didymosphaeriaceae. Gene Ontology annotation, molecular function: 3'(2'),5'-bisphosphate nucleotidase activity. The coding region runs from base 1 to 1266 and encodes 421 amino acids. The record is from RefSeq and is a predicted model, not a curated record. Gene Ontology annotation, biological process: phosphatidylinositol phosphate biosynthetic process; sulfate assimilation.